Molecule: messenger RNA, 389 nt
Organism: Lates calcarifer (barramundi perch)
Lineage: Eukaryota; Metazoa; Chordata; Actinopteri; Centropomidae
Product: placenta-specific gene 8 protein-like
Exons: 4
Coding region: 51-374 (107 amino acids)
Biological process (GO): positive regulation of transcription by RNA polymerase II
Source: RefSeq, a predicted model, not a curated record
UGGUCGGUUUUAUCAGCCUUCAACUCUCAAGCCAUCUGAAUAUCCUGAUCAUGGCUGUGACCAACCAACCAGGCAGAUACCAACCUUCUGAUUUCCAGACAGGCCUGUGUGAUUUCUGUGAUGACUGUGGAACUUGCUGCUAUGGUCUGUGUUGCUACCCAUGCCUGGGCUGUACCAUUGCCAGUGACAUGGACGAGUGCUGCCUGUGUGGUCUGAGCAUGGCCAUCCGCAGCGUCUACAGGACCAAAUACAACAUCAAUGGUUCACUGUGCAAUGACUUUAUGGUGGUCAUGUGCUGUCCCGUCUGUGCUACCUGCCAACUAAAGAGAGAUAUUGACCGCAGGAAGGGAGCAAGGCAUUUUCUGAAAGGGUAAGAACCUUGUAAUGGC